ACCGGCACACUAUGCGGGGAGGAGCAGCUGUCACCCUCAGUCUCCGGGUGUCACCCGCCUCCCCCACCAGCCAAUAGGACGCGGCGUUACAUGCGGCGCCUCCCACUCCCCCGUGCUGGGCGCUAGGUGAGUGUAGUCCGGGACAGACACAUCCUGAUAGCGGCGGCAUGCUGCAGCUCCGGAGCGCCCUGAGCCGGUCCUGUGCAGGACUGCGCCGGCAUCACUGCGCGGUGGCCGACGUGAAGAAUGAGCCCAUCCUGGAGUUCAGGCACGGCAGCCCCGAGCGAGAGGCUCUCCACAAAGCGCUACACAACCUUCAGAACAAGACGGAGGAGAUCCCGUGUGUGGUCGGGGGAGAAGAGGUGUGGACGAAGGAUGUACGAUACCAGGUUUCGCCUUUCAAUCAUUCGCACAAAGUCGCCAAAUACUGCUACGCGGACAAGGACUUGCUCAACAGAGCCAUCAACUCCGCGUUGUCCGCACGCAAGGAAUGGGACCUCAGGCCGGUAGAAGAUCGCGCUCAGAUUUUCUUCAAAGCCGCUGAUCUACUUAGCGGACCCAGAAGAGCAGAGGUCCUGGCAAAGACCAUGAUUGGACAGGGUAAAACUGCGAUUCAGGCUGAGAUUGACGCUGCCGCCGAACUUAUCGACUUCUUACGAUUUAACGCCAAGUAUGCCCUGGAGCUACAACACCAGCAACCGAUUAGCGUUCCCGUCAGCACCAACAAGAUGGUAUACCGGGGCCUAGAGGGUUUUGUCGCCGCAGUCUCUCCAUUUAACUUCACCGCUAUUGGGGGGAACCUGGCAGGAGCCCCGGCCUUGAUGGGUAACGUGGUGCUGUGGAAACCCAGCGAUACGGCUAUUUUGUCCAGUUACGCCGUGUACAAGGCUAUGCGGGAAGCCGGCCUUCCUCCCAACAUUAUACAGUUUGUCCCGGCGGACGGUCCGGUCUUUGGCGAUACGGUUACAGCUUCAGAGCACCUAGGUGGAAUUAACUUCACCGGGAGCGUGCCAACCUUCAAGCGCCUCUGGAAACAGGUAGCAGAGAACCUUGACCGGUACCGGACGUACCCUCGUUUAGCGGGAGAAUGCGGAGGAAAAAACUUCCAUUUUGUGCACAAAUCUGCCGAUUUGGAAAGUGCGGUGAACGGCGCGAUCCGAUCGGCCUUCGAGUACAGCGGUCAGAAGUGCUCUGCCUGCUCCCGAAUGUACGUUCCCGACUCUCUGUGGCCCCAGAUCAAAGCCCGACUGCUGGAAGAACACGGCAAGAUCAAAGUGGGAAACCCUGCAGAUGACUUCAGCACCUUCAUGUCUGCCGUUAUUGAUGAGAAGUCGUUCAGGCGGAUACAGGGAUGGAUAAAGCACGCCGAGCAGUCGCCCAACCUCACUAUCCUGGCCGGAGGCACCUGCAGCGACAAAGAGGGGUAUUUCGUGGAGCCCACUAUAAUCGAGAGCAAAGAUCCCAAGGAGAAAAUAAUGUUGGAGGAAAUAUUCGGACCAGUGCUAGCAGUUUACGUGUAUCCAGAAAAUAAAUACAAAGAGGUUCUGCAGCUGAUAGACUCCAGUUCCCCAUAUGGCCUCACGGGGGCAGUGUUUGCCCAGGAUAAGAACGUUGUGCGUGAGGCGACAGAGAUCCUGCGGAACGCGGCUGGUAACUUCUAUAUCAACGACAAAUCCACAGGGGCGGUGGUGGCCCAGCAGCCGUUUGGAGGGUCCCGGGCGUCGGGUACGAACGACAAACCCGGUGGCGUACACUACAUCCUGCGCUGGACCUCGCCCCAAGUCAUCAAAGAAACCCACGUCCCCCUGACGGAAUGGAAGUACCCUUACAUGCAGUGAGACAGCCGUUCAUACAUGUGUGCACACGUGUUCACCAGAGGAACAGGCUGCAAACAUGCUCUGAGCUCUCCCAAUGAUGUUAAACCCUCAUGGAACGACAAUACUGUCUCCAGACUACUAACCCCGAACGCUGCACAACAGUAUUUUAAAACCAGUCUUUUACUUAUUUUAAAAUCUGGAUUAUUUUUUAUUUUUUAACUGAUAACCUGGAAAGUCUUCCUACUCACAGUACAAACGCUAUUGCGCACCGUCGCCGACACCUUGAAAUGCAAGAGACAAAUUGCAGUCAGGCCCCCCCUGACAAUUCUUAUCGAGGCGGCGCUGGCAGGCAGCCAUAUUGUGUCUCUCUUUUCCUGCUGUUAACUUCCUAUAAACAGGUAGCACUUACAUAUCCUACAAGUUCUUUAUUAUGUUUUUAGGACACUUUGGUGAAAUAUAGAAAAUAUAUAUAAUAAAAGGAUAUAUUAUAUAGGGAAAUCAAGUGUUUUGUGCACUGGUGGCCACUAGAUGGUGCCCGAUGGAGCAAUUCAAGUGUUGUUCAUUCAGGCGCACACAGCUGCUGACAUCACUGUUAUAUUGUUCCGUCAUUACAAACCACAAGCCACAUUGUAGUUUUUGAAGAAGUCAUUGCACUUAUGUGAUAUUUCUAGGUUCCCCAUUUCUCACAUUCCGCCAGCAGUUUGGAAAAAAAAUCUUUAAAAUGCAUCCUCCGCCUAAAGACAUUGGGGGUCAUUCCGAGUUGAUCGCUUGCUAGCAGUUUUUAGCAGCCGUGCAAACGCUAGGCCGCCGGCCACUGGGAGUGUAUUUUAGCUUAGCAGACGUGCGAACGAAAGGAUCGCAGAGCGGCAGCAAACUUUUUUUGUGCAGUUUUAGAGUAGCUCAAAACCUACUCAGCGCUUGCAAUCACUUCAGACUGUUCAGUUCCUGUUUUGACGUCAAGAACACGCCCUGCGGUCGCCCAGCCACGCCUGGGUUUUUCCUGGCACGCCUGCGUUUUUCCGAACACUCCCUGAAAACGGUCAGUUGACACCCAGAAACGCCCACUUCCUGUCAAUCACUCUGCGGCCACCAGUGCAACUGAAAAGCUUCACUAGACCCUGUGUGAAACUGCAUCGUUCGUUGUAAUAGUACGGCGCGCGUGUGCAUUGCGCUGCAUGCGCAGAAGUGCCGUUUUUCCCCCCUCAUCGCUGCAGAGCAAACGAAAGCAGCUAGCGAACAACUCGGAAUGACCCCCAUUGUGAUGUUUCAGCAUUUAGUUAUAACACUGACUUACAUUUUUGCAUAAAAGAAAACAUAUACAUAUAUAUAUAUAUUUUUAAAAUGAAUAAACUUACAUGUGCCGAGACAGCUGCCUUCCCUCCUUACAGCAUAUAAUGGGCCUAAUUCAGACCUGAUCGCUCGCUAGGUUUUUUUUGCAGCGCUGCGGUCAGAUAGUCGCCGCCUAUAGAGGAGUGUAUUUUCGCUUUGCAAGUGUGCGAUCACAUGUGCAGCCAAGCGGUACAAAAAAGUUUUGUGCAGUCUCUGAGUUGCCCAGAACUUACUCAACCGCUGCGAUCACUUCAGCCUGUCCGGGCCCGGAAUUGACGUCAGACACCCGCCCUGCAAACACUUGGAAACUCCUGCUUUUUUCCAAACACUCCCAGAAAACGGUCAGUUGCCACCCACAAAGCCCUCUACCUGUCACUCUCCUUGCGAUCGCCCGUGCGAAUGGAUUCUUCAUAAAACCCAUCACACAGCAACGAUCCGCUUUGUACCCGUGCGACACACGUUCGCAUUGCGGUGCAUGCGCAGUUCUGACCUGAUCGCAGCGCAGCAAAAAAAAAAAACUAGCGUGUGAUCAGGUCUGAACGACCCCCAAUAUAUGGUAUAUAAUGAGGCCUCUGUGUACUACUGAUGCCAUGGCUGAGCUAUACUGCCAGAUUCAUUACAUUAUUCCGUCCUAUUUCACUAUUUCAGACCAUUUUAUUUUUUAAAUCGCUCUCUUGAUUGUAAAUAAAAAGCAUCGGUUGUGUACGUA
This is a messenger RNA of Pseudophryne corroboree (corroboree frog), 3855 nucleotides long. It is a transcript of the gene ALDH4A1, whose product is annotated as aldehyde dehydrogenase 4 family member A1. The record is from RefSeq and is a predicted model, not a curated record. Gene Ontology annotation, molecular function: L-glutamate gamma-semialdehyde dehydrogenase (NAD+) activity. Bases 168 to 1838 code for a protein of 556 amino acids. The transcript is spliced from 15 exons. NCBI's taxonomy places the organism in Eukaryota, Metazoa, Chordata, Amphibia, Anura, Myobatrachidae.